AACAACGGCUACGAAAGCAUAGGGAUGAAGCUCACGUUCAAGAGUCUCCAAGGAUCCAACUUUUCGUUGGACGCCGAGCCGACGGACACUAUCGGCUCGGUCAAAUCCAAGAUCGAGAGUGUCCAUGGACAUGCGGCUUCGGCGCAGAAGAUCAUCUUUUCUGGAAAGAUCCUUACCGAUAACGAUACUGUGGCCUCAUGUGGUGUCAAGGAGAAGGACUUCCUCGUCUUGAUGGUCUCCAAGCCUAAAGCACCCAAAGCUGCUGCGCCAGCCACGACGGAGGCGUCCACCUCGAGUACAAGUAUCACAUCCGCUGACCAGCCUGCCUCGAACACUCCCGCCGCGACCACGACCACAUCAACCCCCUCGACUACGGACUCUGCUCCUGCGGCCGUGUCGGCCCCCGCCCCUGUCGCUGCGCCCGGUGGAGCGCCCACCACUGGUGGAGGUGGUUCUUUCCUGACGGGAGCCGAACUGGAGGCAGCUGUCAACAACAUGGUCGAGAUGGGUUUCGAAAAGGAACAGGUCCAAAAAGCCAUGAGAGCCAGCUUCAACAAUCCAGAGAGGGCCGUCGAAUAUCUCAUGACUGGCAUCCCCGAGCACCUCCUGCUGCAGCAGCAGCAGCAGCAGCAGCAGCAGCAGCAACCGCCCGCAAGAACACCAGGUGACCAAGCUGCUGCGAGCCCUGCAGCAGCAACCUCUGGUGAGGCUGCGAGUGGAGCUGUGCCUGCUGCGCAACCAGCAAGCACUGCGCAGACGACCGCACCGACGGGCGGCGGCGGAAAUGCGCCUGCGCGAGCUGGAAAUCUGUUCGAGGCGGCAGCCGCAGCUGCUCAGCAAGGGGGAGGCGGUGGUGGCCCCGGGACUGGCAGAGGCGGAGGAGGAGCGGGGGGCGCUGCGGCACUCAGAGGGCUGGGCGAGGAAGAUGACAGUGGACAUCAAGUACUGGACCUGGGCAACCCGGCUAUGCUGGCCCAGCUCCGUCAGCUCGUCCAGCAGAAUCCAGCUGCGCUCAGCCCGCUCGUCCAGGCCCUUGCGCAGAGCAACCCCCAGCUAGCAAAUGCCAUGGCCGAAGAUCCCGAAGGCGUUCUCAACCUCCUAGCCAGCGGUGCUGCCGGCGGUCUCGGAGGGGAAGAGGGAGAAGAAGCAGUCAGCCUGCCGAGCAUGGAGGAGCUCAGCCCAGAGGACCGCACAGCCGUCGAACAGAUCAUCGGAAUGGGCAUUCCCGAAUCGAAGGCAAUCGAAGCAUACCUCAUGUGCGGUCGCAAUGUCGAGAUGGCUGUCCAAUACUACUUUGAAAAUCCACAAGACUUUGACGAUUAGAUUGAUUUCGUCGAGUAUAUCACUUCGGAGAGCAAAAUGUGGCACAGAGAACAAGUGCAGGGUGAGAUGGCCCUUCCGGCUCACUAUGGGUCCUCGAAAGAAGACCAUCAAUGGAUCUCUUUGCGGCUUUUCUCUCGCGUGUGCCUUUGCAAUCUGUGCUUGCAGCUUGCUGAAUUCUCAAGAAAGUUUGAGGCUACAUACACAAAUAUAUCAUCGCAUGAAG
Molecule: messenger RNA, 1546 nt
Organism: Acaromyces ingoldii
Lineage: Eukaryota; Fungi; Basidiomycota; Exobasidiomycetes; Exobasidiales; Cryptobasidiaceae
Product: UV excision repair protein Rad23
Exons: 7
Coding region: 25-1323 (432 amino acids)
Biological process (GO): nucleotide-excision repair; proteasome-mediated ubiquitin-dependent protein catabolic process
Cellular component (GO): nucleoplasm; cytosol
Molecular function (GO): proteasome binding; ubiquitin binding; polyubiquitin modification-dependent protein binding
Source: RefSeq, a predicted model, not a curated record